This is a messenger RNA of Trichomonas vaginalis G3, 963 nucleotides long. RefSeq names its product peptidyl-serine phosphorylation. Gene Ontology annotation, biological process: peptidyl-serine phosphorylation; endocytosis; signal transduction. The coding region runs from base 1 to 963 and encodes 320 amino acids. Gene Ontology annotation, molecular function: protein serine/threonine kinase activity; ATP binding. NCBI's taxonomy places the organism in Eukaryota, Parabasalia, Trichomonadida, Trichomonadidae. The transcript has a single exon. The record is from RefSeq and is a predicted model, not a curated record. Gene Ontology annotation, cellular component: nucleus; cytoplasm.
AUGCAAAAAUCUGAUUUACCUGUUCAUUCUAUUAUUGGGACCUAUAAAGUUAUUAAAGAAAUCGGUACUGGUAGUUUUUCUAGUGUUUUCAUUGGUUUUGAUGAACAUAACAAACGCGAAGUUGCCAUUAAAUUCGAAUCAUUGAAUUCCAAAACGCCAAGUUUGAUGUAUGAAUACGAUAUAUACCAAUCAAUGAAAAAUUCCAAGACGAUCCCUCAGAUUUAUUAUUGCGGAUCAACCAACCAUCAUAUUGUAAUGGUAAUGGAGUUAAUGGGUAACUCUUUAUAUAAAUUACUUCAAAUUUGUGGCGGUAAAUUUUCUCUUUAUACUACUUUAACUGUGGCAACAAAAAUGCUAAAAUGUGUAGAGGAUUUACACCGACAUGGAUACAUUCAUCAUGAUAUAAAACCCGAAAAUUUCCUUAUUAGAAAGGAUAAUCCCUCAGAAAUAUGUUUAAUCGAUUUCGGACUUAGUCAGCGAUAUAUUGAUCCAUCAUCUGGUUCGCAUGUAGGAUAUACAACUGGGUGCCCAUUUGUGGGAAAUGCACGCUUUGCUUCUAUCAAUUCUUUAAGUGGAGUAAGUUCAUCACGAAGAGAUGAUAUUGAAUCGUUACUGUAUAUUUGGGUCUAUUUUUUGAGAGGAGAUCUACCAUGGAUUGCUUUGGGAGGUUCGAACCCCAAAGAGAACCAAAAUCUAGUAUUAGAUAUUAAACAGAAAGUAAAGCCAGAGAAACUAUUCAAAGACUGUCCACAAGAAUUUUACAAAAUUUACUUUUAUAUUAAGCAAAUGCGAUUUAAUGAUCCUCCAAAUUACAAAAAAAUAGAGAAUUAUCUGCAAACGGCAUUCAAAUCGGCAUUUCCUAAAAUUACUAAUCAAAGCACGCCUAAUUACGACUGGAAUAACAUUCCAGCUGCAUUCGACUAUUCAAAUUUCAAAGAACCAUCGGCAGCAGUGCCCAACUAG